Molecule: messenger RNA, 1025 nt
Organism: Pimephales promelas (fathead minnow)
Lineage: Eukaryota; Metazoa; Chordata; Actinopteri; Cypriniformes; Leuciscidae
Source: RefSeq, a predicted model, not a curated record
GAGAAGCUGAGAGCAUUACAGAAGGUGAGACAGCAGUAAACGAUAAGGAGAGUUUAACAGAGCGCCGGUGGAAGAGGGUGAGACAGGUGAAGGUCGAGGAGGAGGAGAGACGGAGACACGUCGUCCUGCUGAUCAUCUGAAGGGCCUGUAGAACGUGCUGCUGAGAGCUUCGCCAUGGCAACCAAAAUAGUAACACAGCGUUGCCAGGAAGAGCAGAUGGACCAGAUGUCUCACAGCAUGGAGAUGUCCUCCCAGAUCAAGAAGAGAAAGUUCAAAUCCAGUGAUGAAAAAGCGUCCUUCAGUGAAUUCUAUCCCAUCAUUCCUGGAGACGUCAUGUCCGUCAAGGAGAUCCUGACCGAGCCCAAGUUCCCGCGACACAGGACAUGGGAGGCCCUGAGAGAGACCAUGUCCAACGACGAGUUGGGUGAGAGAGAACAGUGGACUCUGUUUGGCAAUGAGGCUGAGAAACUGGAGAUCGGGGUGAUCAGAAACCAGCAUGUUGUCCGUGAGCGUGUGGAUCGAUUCGCGCUGCGCCGGGAGGCCGAGAGAAAAGCUGCAGUGCACAUGAAGUUUAUUGAGGAUUUGAGCAUGAAGGCUCCUGACUUCCCCGUCCCGCUGCGAUCGCACUCGGUGUGGGCCGGCAUGGAUGUCAAAUUCUCCUGUACGGUUCAGGGCUGCCCGAUUCCCAGCGUCACAUGGUAUAAGGAUGACGUUCCUCUGCGAGGAUCCCUGCCCUGGAACUACAAGCUGAUGCAGAAGUUCGGCCUCAACGUGUUGGAGAUCAGAAGAUGUUCUGCUGAAGAUGCCGGAGAAUACAAGGUCAUAGUGAAGAGUUCCCUGGGAGAGGCGACGUCCUGCGCCAGUCUGCUAGUUAACUCACACGAAGGAGCAGAAGCAAAACUGAAGCGCUUGUGGACUCCCAGUAAGUGCCUUUCCUCUUCAUAAUGCAUAAACAUGGAUGCCUUUUGAAGUACUUUAAAGGGUUAGUUCACCCAAAAAUGAAAAUGGUGUCAUUAAUGACUCAC